GGUUUCUUCAGCAAAGACAAGUAGAUACUCUCUAUGGGACCUACUAUCAGGCCAAGUAGAUUGUUAAGUGCCUCUAGGCAUGUAGUCAAAUUUUAUUGUACAAAUAGUGAGCCGCAUAAGCCGGUUUUAUUAGACAAAGCGAUUGAAUUUCUAGAACCAAAGCCUGGAAAGGUAUUCAUUGACAUGACUUUUGGAGCUGGUGGGCAUUCAAAGCAACUAUUGAGAGCUGGAAAAGGCAUUAAAGUUUUCGCGCUGGACCGAGACCCUGUAGCCCAUGAAUAUGCACAGAAAUUAAGCGAUGAGUUUCCUGGUCGAAUUAUUCCUCUUUUGGGCAGAUUUUCCGAACUACCGCAACUAUUGAAAGAACAAAACGUAAAAAAAGAUACAAUUGAUGGUAUCCUUUUUGAUUUUGGAUGCUCUUCAAUGCAAUUCGACGAGCCUGAUAGAGGCUUCUCUGUGUCCCAUAAUGGACCUUUAGACAUGCGAAUGGACAAAGGGCGUUGUAAGGACCAAGUUACAGCAGCUGACGUUCUUGCUAGAGCUGAGGAGCACGAAUUGAUUAGAAUUCUGCGAAUUUACGGCGAAGAAAAACAGGCAAAGAAAAUCGCAAGAGCUAUUGUGGAUGCACGUGCAGCUCUCCAUAAGAUUGAAACAACACAACAGCUGGCCAAUUUAGUUGCAUCCUGCUUAUCAGAUACUCAAAGAGUCGAUAAACUACAACGUCCCGCCCAUUCAGCCACUAAAACAUUCCAGGCUCUACGAAUAUUCGUCAACAAUGAACUGAACGAGAUUAACUAUGGAAUGACACUGGCGCAUCGAUAUCUCAAACGGAAAGGUCGUUUAGUUACAAUUACUUUUCACUCAUUAGAGGAUACAAUAGUCAAGCGUCAUAUCAAUGGAAAUGUGAUUGAAGGCUUAGCGAAUCCAGUUCCGCUGAAAUAUUCAAGCCACGAUCUAUCAUAUGAUAGUGACUUAGUUGAAUCACUCAUGGAUUCGCCGUGGAAACAAUUGAACAAGCAUGUAAUCACCCCCGAGGAAGGCGAAAUAGCGAUAAAUCCGAGAAGUAGAUCAGCGAAACUAAGAGCUGCCGUGAAAGUGAAGUAGCUUUAAGGCUUAGGUAAUGAAUUUAUCCGUUGAAAAGUGUACAAUAAAAUUUUCUUUUAUCAUACA
Hermetia illucens (black soldier fly) is the source of this 1170-nucleotide messenger RNA. Its product is annotated as probable methyltransferase-like protein 15 homolog. NCBI's taxonomy places the organism in Eukaryota, Metazoa, Arthropoda, Insecta, Diptera, Stratiomyidae. The coding region runs from base 34 to 1104 and encodes 356 amino acids. The record is from RefSeq and is a predicted model, not a curated record. Gene Ontology annotation, biological process: rRNA base methylation. The transcript has a single exon. Gene Ontology annotation, molecular function: rRNA (cytosine-N4-)-methyltransferase activity.